Messenger RNA from Teleopsis dalmanni, 774 nucleotides. RefSeq names its product COMPASS-like H3K4 histone methylase component WDR5A. The record is from RefSeq and is a predicted model, not a curated record. The coding region runs from base 1 to 774 and encodes 257 amino acids. The transcript is spliced from 6 exons. Gene Ontology annotation, molecular function: protein binding. NCBI's taxonomy places the organism in Eukaryota, Metazoa, Arthropoda, Insecta, Diptera, Diopsidae.
AUGAUAUUAGUUACAUUAGCUGCUAUAUUAGAGCUUGAAAUUGAAGUUUCCAUACCAGUUCAAACUGUAUCUAUAAGCUAUUUACGUUGCCUGAUUGAACAUGUGCGCUGUUACUUACUUGAUCGAGACAUUGAACUCAUUUACUACACGAUACGUAAAUCAAGUGAUGUAUUAACACGUGAUCCCAUGCAAUUAGGUUCUCAACUGAUAUCUUGGUUACGUCCCAUUAGCGAACACGAUGAAAACGAUAAUUCCUUGCUCAGCAUCACAGUACGUUCGGCUACCGCUUGGUGUGAUGGUUAUGCAGUGCCACUAUUAGUACCGCUUACGGGUUGGUUACCAGCGCCUUUACCUUCACAAAUACGUACAAUGACUGUAUCAGGUACUGGACCUAUACGUGAAAUAUGUGUAGCACCUUCUCGACAACAUUUGAUACUGUCCACAAACUCAGGUGAUGUGCAGAAGUGGCAUAUUAUGAGCAACUCUUUGGAAUAUAUUUUUAAAGGGCAUACUGCAGCUGUCACGUGCAUGUACGUCGCACCACAAUCUGAUAUGCUACUGACCAGUUCUGAGGAUGCCACUGUGAUUGUAUGGAACGUGACGACACACGAGCUCAAGACUCACAUCAAAACACAUACGUCUCUUGUCACAAGUGUUACAGUGGGUGUCAAUAACACCUUGGUUAUAAGUGGCGAUGAAGACUCAAAUAUUAUUGUUUCAGAUAUUAACAAUGGAAAAUUGGGCAAAACGUACUAUACUGAUGAACAAAAAUGA